AUGUGCGUACCGCCCGCUGACUGGCUGUGCUGCAGGGAGGGGUCGUCGGACCGCGCGCCGCUGCGGCCGGGCAAGGUGUCGCCCAAGCUGGAGGUGCCUGCGCACAUCAAGCGGCCGCCGUAUGCAGACAGUGGCAUGAUGCCAGACUGGGACCCCAACCCCCAGAUCCACGAUGCGGCGGGCAUUGAGAAGAUGCGGGCAGCGGGGCGGCUGGCGGCGCAGGUUCUUGAGAUGGCGGGCGGCAUGGUGGCCCCGGGCGUGACCACCGACGAGAUUGACAGGGCGGUGCACAGGAUGGUGGUGGAGGCGGGCGCCUACCCCUCCCCACUCAACUACGGCCGCUUCCCCAAGAGCGUGUGCACCAGCGUGAACGAGUGCAUCUGCCACGGCAUCCCCGACUCGCGCAAGCUGCGGGACGGGGACAUCAUCAACAUCGACGUCACCGUGUACCUGGAUGGCUACCACGGCGACACCUCACGCAUGUUCUACGUCGGCAGCGUGUCGCCCGCAGCCAAGAAGCUGUGCGAGACGACCAAGCAGGCGCUGAACGCAGCCAUCAAGGUGUGCGGCCCUGGCGUGCCCGUCAAGGAGAUUGGCGCCGCCAUCCAGGCUGUGGCUGACAAGCACAAGUACGGGCUGGUCAAGGUGUUUGUGGGGCACGGCGUGGGCACAGUCUUCCACUCGUGGCCACACGUGGCGCACCACAGGAACAAUGAGCCUGGGGUGCUGCAGAAGGGCAUGACCUUCACCAUAGAGCCCAUGUUCACCAUCGGGCGCCCCCAGGAGCGCUACUGGGCAGACCAGUGGACGGCGGUGACGGCAGACGGCAGCCUGUCAGCGCAGUGGGAGCACACGCUGCUGGUAACGGACAGCGGCGUGGACAUCCUCACCGCCUACGAGUAG
Messenger RNA from Chlorella variabilis, 903 nucleotides. RefSeq lists its product as hypothetical. The coding region runs from base 1 to 903 and encodes 300 amino acids. The record is from RefSeq and is a predicted model, not a curated record. Gene Ontology annotation, molecular function: metalloaminopeptidase activity. Gene Ontology annotation, biological process: proteolysis. NCBI's taxonomy places the organism in Eukaryota, Viridiplantae, Chlorophyta, Trebouxiophyceae, Chlorellales, Chlorellaceae. The transcript has 5 exons.